This is a messenger RNA of Sipha flava (yellow sugarcane aphid), 603 nucleotides long. RefSeq lists its product as uncharacterized. The record is from RefSeq and is a predicted model, not a curated record. The coding region runs from base 11 to 553 and encodes 180 amino acids. NCBI's taxonomy places the organism in Eukaryota, Metazoa, Arthropoda, Insecta, Hemiptera, Aphididae. The transcript has a single exon.
UAUAAAGUCGAUGGUAAACUCAUUGAACAAAGAUGAUGCAAUAUCUAUAAAGACAGCACAAAAAUACAUCGAAAAACAACAUAUUCAAACUCAACUUGUAUUUAUAAAAUCCAACUUUUCAUUUUUACCAAACGCAAUGAAGAGUCUUGAAGAACAAAACAUGACACUUGCCAGUUCUAUUUCGAUAGUGAGGGACGCAAAAAUAAAAUUAACUCAAAUAGGUGGAGCUCAAGGAAAAACGGUUAAAACAAAAGUAGAAACUGUGUUGGAGAAAAAUGAGGGAUACAAAUUAAUGGUUAAAAUUUCAAAUAUUUUAUCUGGAGACCAGGAAAGUUUUGAGGGUUUACCUAAAGAUUUAACAUUAAAUGACUUGGUAUAUUUUAAAUAUGCCCCGAUUACAUCAGUGGAUGUGGAACGGUCGUUUUCAAUUUAUAAAAAUAUGCUAACCAACAAUCGCCGUACAUUUAAAUUUGAUAAUAUCAGAAAAUGUCUUAUUGUACAGUCAAACUUUACAGGUAAUCAAUUAAUUAUUUUAUAUUUAAAAAUAAUUUAAAUAUUAUAUUAAAUACUAAACUUUUUCCUUUUCGCUGUAGGAGAAGACGA